Molecule: messenger RNA, 2184 nt
Organism: Entrophospora sp. SA101
Lineage: Eukaryota; Fungi; Glomeromycota; Glomeromycetes; Entrophosporales; Entrophosporaceae
Source: the annotation of a GenBank genome assembly
AUGGUCAAUGGAGACCACGGAGCAUAUUUUGUUAAUAAUACGGGUGGAUAUUCCUUAACUCAAAAAAGAAGCUUAGACGGUAAAAUUGAAAUAUCAAUAAUUGGAACAAAUCCAAUUAAAGGUUUACUUAUUUAUGCACAUGAUGCAAUCGGAAAUCGGUUUGGUAAUUUCGAAACAAAAGUUGCUGGUGUUGCAGCUAAAAGCGACUGUGGUGGAGUUGGUUUAUCAAACACAAUGCAACAUAGUGAUGACACUUUAAAGAAUUUGCCGUUGACUUUCACUUGGUCACCAACUCCAGAUGCAAGUGCAGAAAUUGUACAUAUUGAAGCGUUAAUUGUUAUAGAGUUUAGAAGUUGGUAUAUCUUGAAGAAAAUAAGUUUCAACUAUCUGGAUCCAACUUCAUCUAUUGAUACUACUGACUCGAACACUCUACCAACAAUUCCAACCACCUCUAUAAACAAUAAUGACAAUCGUUUCUUUGGUAGAUUUGUUUUUAGUGAAGAAGAACAAAAAGCAUUUAUCUCUCCUAAGCAAAUAGAAUUAAGUGGAAAAUUUGUAGACAAUCCAUUUAAUCAGGUAGUAAAUGGACAAAAGAACACAGUUAAGAUUACCUUUGAUAAUAAGGGCGAACUCAAUUAUACUAUUACCGUAAUAUCGGGGAGAUUGGUUAAUCCAAGUAAUCACGAUGAAAUAUUUCGUAACUUGACAGGUAUUAAAUAUAGUCUUCCAGUGCCACCGAUGGAUCAUGUUGAAGUUUCAUAUAGUUUUUAUUCAGAAUUUCAGCCACAAGAAUUAGAUCUUAUUAUUAAUGUUUUCUUUACCGACAAGGAUGGUAAAAUUUAUAGUGGUGUUGGUUAUAAUUCAACUCGUGUUACUAAAGACGAUGAUGAUGCUGCUGGAACUGCAACUGGUUCAACUGCAACAACUAGUAAUGCAACCUAUGAUGAAAGUUGGAUUCCUGAACAUAUUUUAAAAUCAUCACAAGGUCGUACUUCAUCUCGUAAUAUAAUAAUUGCAGCAGAUGAAUUAUGCUUGUCAUUAUUGGUCGAAUAUUUACAAGAUCGAAUAAUAUCAAAGAAAUAUCAGGCAAUUAAAAACAAUUUAUGUUACUGUUUAACAAUGACAAAUCGAUAUCAAAAUCUAAGUAAAUUAUAUUUACAUUUUAAUUCAUUGAUGAAAAAUAGAGCACAUAUGAUAUUUCAAUCUUUUGAUUUUAAUCUGUUGGAUAAAGAUAUUUUAAUAUCAUUGCUGAAAUCAAGUGAUCUAAUGAUGGAUGAAAUUGAUGUGUGGAAAUGUGUUAUUAAAUGGUGUUGUCUCCAACAACCAAACCUACCUUACCCAAACAAUUUAAAACAAAAAGAUUUGGAAGUUUUAAAAAUCAGAUGUAGGGACUUUCUCCCAUUUAUAAAUUUUAAUCAUAUUUCAAAAAAUGAUUUUAUUUCAAAUAUCAAGCCUUUAAAAUCUAUUUUCGAUCCAGAGUUUUUUGAGAAGAUUGAUGAUUAUUAUAAUCUAGCUAGCAAGAAUUCUUUAAUUCAUUAUAAUUUAUUAUUGUCAAAGCGUCGAGGAAUCAAUUCAAAAUUAAUCGGAAUCUGCCAAUUGUAUUUGAUAUCAGAUUGGUUGGAUGGUCUAACACCAUCGUCAACAUAUUUACGAUCACCAUCAUCAUCGUCAAUUCGUUCUUGGACAAUGCCAUAUGAAUUGAAAUUGAUAUUAAGAGGAAGUGAAGAUGGAUUUACACCAAGAACAUUUUAUCAAAAAUGCAGUAAUAUAAAUUCAACUUUAAUAUUAAUUAAAACAUCAGCAUAUGAUUUAUUUGGUGGUUAUAACCCUUUAAGUUGGUCUUCAAUAGCAUUUAAAAAAAUCAAAUCCAAGAAAAGUUUUAUUUUUAGAAUGGAUUUAUUCAAUAAUCAAAUUCUUAAUACAAGAUUAAGUAGAGUGAAGCUUUCUCAUCACGAACAUGCAUUAAUAAAUGAUCCUAAAUCGGGCCCUAUUUGGAAUAGUGGAUUGAGUUUAUACAGUAAAAAUAUUAAUGAGAAUUUUGUUUGUAAAGUAUUUAAUGGAAAAGAACAACAUUAUGAAAAAAAACUUUUAUAUAGUAAACAAGAACUUCAAAGAGGUAUGUGUACAUAUAAUAUUGAUGAAAUUGAAGUAUUUCAAAUAAUCAAAAAAAAAAUUUUAUGUUAA